UUGGUAGUUGAUUUUUGUUGCAUUUUUGAUCGUGAAAUAUAAUCAAAUUUGUGUAGACAAUGUCAUCGAGUGAAGACGAAAAGCAACAUUUCACGUGCCAAUCACCGGAGGUAAUUAAUAUAAAAGAAGAUUUCACGUGCGAAUCACCCGAGUUCUUUGACGAAAAACAAGAUUUUACAUGCACGUCACCGGAGUUGCUUGAAGCCGCAGAUAAUGUUAAAGUUGAAUUGCUUCCUCAACAAUCUCGAGAGCUGUAUUGGUCUACGUAUAAUGCUUUUAUAGAAUGGAAAGAUGCGAACAGAGUAAAGACCAUUUCAGAAAGUGUAAUGUUGACUUAUUUUGGUGUGUUAGCCAAUAAAUAUAAACCUUCAACACUUUGGACUAAAUACUCAAUGUUAAGAAGUACAAUAAAAAUCAAACACAACAUUAAAGUUAAAAAGUUUACACGCCUAUUGGCAUUUUUAAAACAACAGAGCACUGGUUAUGAAGCCAAAAAGUCAAAAGCAUUAACUCUAGACAAUGUGAAAAAGUUCUUGACUGAUGCUCCGGAUAAAACAUACAUGGUUACAAAGGUCGCAUUAAUUUUUGGUUUAUUUGGAGCUUGUCGAAAUGGUGAAUUAUGUUCCCUCACUACUGAUGAUGUCAUAGAUCAUGGCAAAAUUAUAGAAGUCACCUUAAAACAUACAAAGAAUAAGAGCACAAGAAAUUUUUGCAUUGAGGGAGAACCGCUUGGACUGGUUAAAGCUUAUCGAUCACUACGCCCAGAAAAUGCAACUGUGGAUAGGUUCUUUUUGACAUAUAGAAAUGGUAAAUGUACCAAUCAACCUCUUGGAAAAAAUAAAUUUGGUUCGAUGCCAAAAGAAAUAGCCAAAUUUCUUCAGUUAGCGGAUCCAGAGCAGUAUACUGGCCAUGCGUUUCGAAGAUCAUCAGCAACAUUGUGUGCCGAUCGAGGCUUUACAAUAACAGAUUUUACAACUCUUGGUGGAUGGACAUCUUCAACGAUAGCAGAGAGCUAUAUGAAAGAUUCAAUAAAUCAUAAAAGGAAAAGAAGCAGACAAAUUACUGAUGUUAUUGAGGGAACAUCGCGCCAGGAUGUAACGUCUCAACCAGAACCGAAAAGAACAAAAUUACAAUCACGGGGCCAUCAAAGGUCGCCAUCAGAUACUCGGGACUUUAAGGAAAGAACGAAAAGAGAUGCCUUGAUCCAGCUUCAGCAUGAAGUUGACAGACUUCUGGCAACAGCCCCCACUAGUGAACAGGAUCGAUUGAGUCGCGAAUUCAAAGGCUUCACUCGCCUGUUUGACAGAUUCCUUCAGGAAGAAGGACCGUCUCUAGAAUGGAAUCGCAUACAGAAAUUACCAGAAGCUGCCGUGCGGGAUUACACCACACUUCCAACUCCAGCAGAGGAUGUCAUCAAAAGCAUGCUGGAAAAGCUGGUAGUUGUAAAACUGAAUGGUGGUCUUGGAACAAGUAUGGGUUGCCAUGGUCCCAAGUCUGUCAUUGCUGUUCGAAAUGAUUUAACUUUCCUUGAUCUCACCGUACAGCAAAUUGAGGAUCUGAACAAAACCUACAAUGCUAAUGUCCCUCUCAUAUUGAUGAAUUCCUUCAAUACAGACGAGGAUACACAGAAAAUAAUCAGAAAGUAUAAAGGUUUAAACGUUGAUAUUUACACCUUCAACCAAAGCUGCUAUCCACGCAUUAAUCGAGAUUCACUUCUGCCUAUUGGAAAAAACUGCAAUAUCGAUCAAGACAUUGAAUCAUGGUAUCCACCUGGUCACGGUGAUUUCUAUGAGAGUUUCCAGAACUCUGGACUGCUAAAUAAGUUCAUUCAACAGGGUCGUAAAUAUUGUUUCAUUUCGAACAUCGAUAACUUGGGUGCCACUGUAGAUCUCAACAUUUUAAAUCUGCUGCUUAAUUCCAAAGAUGUAAUUUCACCAGAAUUUGUGAUGGAGGUCACCAAUAAAACUAGAGCUGAUGUUAAGGGUGGUACUUUAAUCCAAUACGAGGACAAGCUACGACUUCUUGAAAUAGCGCAAGUACCAAAAGAGCAUGUUGAUGAUUUUAAAUCUGUGAAAACUUUCAAAUUUUUCAAUACCAACAACUUAUGGGUUAGUCUAACCGCUAUUGAGAGAGUACUGGAAGAAAAAACACUCAACAUGGAAAUUAUUGUGAACAAUAAAAGCCUGAGUAAUGGUUUGAAUGUUAUUCAGUUAGAAACGGCUGUAGGUGCAGCUAUGAAAUCCUUUGAUGGAGGUCUUGGCAUCAACGUACCACGUAGCAGAUUCUUACCUGUGAAAAAGACCUCAGAUCUCAUGUUGGUGAUGAGUAACUUGUACAGUUUGCGCAAAGGAGCUCUCCUCAUGAGUCCCCAGCGCAUGUUUCCAACUACUCCACUCAUCAAACUUGGCGAUAAUCACUUUUCAAAGGUAAAAGAGUACCUACGUAGAUUUGCGUCAAUUCCAGAUCUCUUAGAACUGGAUCAUCUGACUGUAUCAGGCGAUGUUACAUUUGGAAAAGGAGUUUCGCUCAAAGGCACAGUUAUUAUUAUAGCAAACCAUGGAGACCGUAUCGAUAUACCUUCGGGAACUAUUUUAGAAAAUAAAAUUGUAUCCGGGAACUUACGUAUCUUGGAUCAUUAGUUUAUCGUAUAUCAAGUUUGUUCAUCAUAUGCACAAAUUGUCGUAUAAAUAUACGAGGGCUAUGAUCAGCAAGAAAAAAAAAAGUGUACAAAAUGUGUAAUGAUAAUUAAUCAUACUCUCAUUGGAUAAGUUUUAGUUGUGUAAUUUUAUUCGUUGCUUACUGUAGCAAUUUGUAAGUUUAGCUUUAUCUUAUAUACCUAUGUAUACUAUUUAUGUACAUACAUAUACAAAAUUUAAGAGUCAAAAUAUUAUCUUAGAGAUCACCAGAAGCGCUAAUUCUAAACCACUUAAAUGGACAUUAAAAAUACCAAAUACAGGCAAGAUAUUACGCAUAAUGAAAAA
Diprion similis is the source of this 2981-nucleotide messenger RNA. RefSeq names its product UTP--glucose-1-phosphate uridylyltransferase (gene UGP). The coding region runs from base 60 to 2639 and encodes 859 amino acids. Gene Ontology annotation, molecular function: DNA binding; UTP:glucose-1-phosphate uridylyltransferase activity. The record is from RefSeq and is a predicted model, not a curated record. Gene Ontology annotation, biological process: glycogen metabolic process; DNA recombination; DNA integration. The transcript has 12 exons. Gene Ontology annotation, cellular component: cytoplasm. NCBI's taxonomy places the organism in Eukaryota, Metazoa, Arthropoda, Insecta, Hymenoptera, Diprionidae.